CUCUCUCCGCCAGCUCUCAGUAGCCUACAUCACUCUCCUCCUCCCUUUAUGGUGCGCUGCACCUGCCUCUGAGCUCAUUGGCCGCCGCGCGCAGCGACUCCAAAAGUGGCGUAUUUCUCCGUGAUGGCUCUCCGCGGGGCGCGCGUUGUAGCGGGGUAUCCGAGCCCCUGAGCAGCCCCUCUGACUCGGAGCCGAGGCGUCUCCUAAAUACUAUACAAAGUAUGGAUGGUGUGUGUGAGCUUUCUGCGCAGGAAUAGACUUUUCGUCCGUUCCUAGAGCGGAGCCACCGGAGUGGUGAGAACCAAAAAGAAAACGGUCCCACCGGGACGGGGGAGCUACGUGACGGAUGGUUACAAUAAGAAAGAGACGCCUUUUACGCGGAACGUGAGUUUGAUUUUAGGUCUUUCUGAUGGAGGGGUACCCAGGUUUGUAUGUCAACAUAGAUUCUUAAAACAAGAGAAGGAGCUGGUUGGGGUCGUGGUGCUGAGGACUAAAUGGUCAUUCCUCGUUCACGGUCAGUGAGCGAGAGGAGCGUGCUGCCGGUUGUGUCGCCAACUGUCAACUUCCCCGUCAUGAAAUCGGUAUUUUUCAGCCGUUUCUUCAUCCUCCUGCCUUGGGUUCUCAUCGUCAUCAUCAUGAUCGAUGUCGAUACAAAAAGGACGUCACGCACUCCGGCCGUGGCCCGAGCAGGGAGGACCCAGCAUCAGCGGACCGCCCGCCCCGGCGCACCGGCCGGGGUCAACCGGUCCUUCAUCUACGCCAUCACCCCCACCUACACCCGUCCCGUGCAGAAAGCGGAGCUCACCCGGCUGACCAAUGCCUUCCGCCAGGUGCCCAGCUUCCACUGGAUAGUAGUGGAGGACUCGACAACGCGCACGGAGAUGGUGGCGCGCUUCCUCGCCCGUUCUGGUGUCCCGUACACUCAUCUGAACGUCUUCACGCCCCGCCGGUUCAAGAGGACCGGGAUGCCGCGCGCCACCGAGCAGAGGAACGCGGCGCUCGCGUGGCUGAGGCAGCACCGGACCCGCCGGGAUGCGGGAGUGGUGUUCUUCGCGGAUGACGAUAACACCUACAGUUUAGAACUCUUCGAAGAGAUGCGAGGCACCAAAGCCGUGUCUGUGUGGCCGGUGGGCUUCGUGGGGGGCCGGGCCUACGAGCGGCCCAUCGUGACCGGGGGGAAGGUGGUGGGCUGGUACACAGGAUGGAGGCCAGACCGACCCUUCGCUACGGACAUGGCCGGGUUUGCGGUGAACCUCCAGGUGAUCCUUGGGAACCCGCGGGCUCAGUUCAAGCGGCGGGGGUCCCAGCCCGGCAUGCAGGAGUCCGACUUCCUCAAGCAGAUCACCAACGUCAGCGACCUGGAGCCCAAGGCCAGCAACUGCACACGGGUGCUGGUGUGGCACACUCGCACGGAGAAGCCACACAUGGGGAACGAACCAAAGUUCAGGAAGGACACGGUGGUGAUCGAGGUUUGAGCGCCCCAAGCUCAGAUCCCCAUCUCCACAGGGAGGGGGCGGCGGGGGGCGUCACGGCAGACCCUCCUCUCGGUAUCGGGGAUGAGACGAGCAGCACGGGACGGACACGCCUGGAUACCAGGCCCGAGCCCUGAAGCCUCAAACCGUACACUGCAUAUGAAAUGGGAUUUCUUUGGGUAAUCCGCUGGAAAAAAAGCACGGGACAUUCUCCCCCUCAACUGUCAAGGGCCCAGGUCUCUCUCUCUCUCUCUCUCCCUGGGAGUAAGGGGUGAGACCGGGAGGGGUCUCUCUCCCCCUUUCUCUCAGGGAGUUAUGGGUGAGACCGGGAGGGCUCUCUCUCCCCUUUCUCUCUGGGAGCGAUGGCUGAGACCGGGAGGGCUCUCUCUCUCUCUGUGGGAGUGUUGGGUGAGACCGGGGGGGGAGAGACACUGCAUGCGACCCUGCUGAAGAGGAUCACCCUCUCGUGCUGUGAGCAGGACUUCAGAGACGACGCUGCCCUGUGCUAUGGCUGUUUGCGGCUCCUUUAUAUCAAAGAAGAUCUGGUGUUUUCUGUGAAUUUGUUUAGUUUGUCGUGUGUGCGUUAUUUUGGUUAACUUAUGAGGAACUGAUGGAUGCAAACACACCAACAGUGCUGUUUGAUCCACUAGUUUAUCCUCCCUUUUUUCCUUUGUUUGGUCCAAUCUCACGGGUAGGCAUUGUUUAGGAAAAACGGUAAUGAACAUACUUUUCUUAUUCUAGAUUAGUUUUGGGGUUCAUUGGUUUAAAGUGGAUCUUAAGCAGUUCCCCACCUACCGUCGUCAUCUGAGCCAAACCAUAAUGGGGCUGUGAACACUUCCUACGGGCCUGCAGAUCUAACAAGAAGAUAGAAAUGGAAAUUACUUUGUAAGAAGAAAAAACGAUCUUGGACUUGGAGGGUGGACACUUUGCAAAGCCCCGAUGUAUGAAGUCCGUCUGGCUCUGCGUAUUAAAGUGGCUCUCACUGUGUGGCUGGUGGACCGCGCUGCUGUCAAUAAUGCAAAGCCUGUGGUCCUAACAACAAAGACACCUGGCCUGAGAAGGAGACUUCUUAGUCCUUCUCACGGGCGGGAGGAUUACAGCAAGGUGGUGAUGUAAGCUUUGAAAGGAAUACUAUCAUCAGCACCUUGCAGAGCCCACAUCUUUCACAGCCAGCCCGCCAAGUGAGGCGAUCAGCCUACGUAUUCUCAAAGAAACGUGUCUGCAUUGUCCCGUGUUGAUAUGUGUGCGUGUGUGUGUUUGUUUGUUUGUUUGUGUGUGGGAGGGAUGGUGUUUCAUUAAACACAAGGAAACAAAGAGGUCCAGGAGAACAACCGUUUAUUCCAAAUAAACAUAUUGUAAAACUCAGAAAACAAAAAAAUAGAGACAGGAAAGACUGAUGAAAUGGAACCCUUACAGUUAAAACUGGUCACAAUAUAUUACAGCAGAGUUGGAGGGCGGAUCACCGUUUUAAUGCACAAAACCUCUUUUUACAGUACUAGGCACCAGAAAAUUGUAAACAUCCGAAAUAAACCUGGAAGACGUUGGAAUUAAAUUUGUCUCUAGUUUCUGCGUGUCCCCCAUGCUGGCUGUGUGUGGCUCUGUGUCUGUGGCCCUGUGUGUGCGUGUGUGUGCACGUGUGUGCGUGGCUCUGUGUGGUUGCGUGAGUGUGUAUCUGUGUGCUCAUGUUUGUUUUGCUCUGGCUUCAUUACGAUAUCUUUCAGCCACUGUUGCUCCAGUCUCUCGUGUGUGUGUGUGUGGCCCUUCCUCGCAGGACGCGAGCGGAUUGGACAGUGAUGAUGUCAUCAGUAGACCCGGGGCCUUCGCCGGGGACCCAUCCAGUGAUUUUCAUGCAGGUCCCCAAAACAGGAAAAAACGAGAUUACAAAUUAAGAGCAUUCAACGGGCGCCGGCAUCACUGUCCAAACCACACGCUCUCCAGAUGGGCUCUCAGUGAUGCAUGGCUCCAGACGCCACAGCUGGGCCCCUAUGGGUCGUCCAGGUUUAUUUUCUUGUUAUUUUUGUUGUUCUCUUGCAUUGCACAGAAUAAAAUCAGCACGGAUACACAUCGCAAAAAAAAAAAACACAAACCGACCGGGCAGAGUAAAAAAAAAAAAAAGAA
Messenger RNA from Gadus morhua (Atlantic cod), 3590 nucleotides. RefSeq names its product beta-1,3-glucuronyltransferase 2 (glucuronosyltransferase S) (gene b3gat2). Gene Ontology annotation, molecular function: galactosylgalactosylxylosylprotein 3-beta-glucuronosyltransferase activity. Gene Ontology annotation, cellular component: Golgi membrane. Bases 495 to 1475 code for a protein of 326 amino acids. The record is from RefSeq and is a predicted model, not a curated record. The transcript has 4 exons. Gene Ontology annotation, biological process: carbohydrate metabolic process; chondroitin sulfate proteoglycan biosynthetic process. NCBI's taxonomy places the organism in Eukaryota, Metazoa, Chordata, Actinopteri, Gadiformes, Gadidae.